CAACUUUUUCUGUCGUUCAACUUCCGUAUACGUCUCGGUUGACCAAACGCACCACACUAAAUAACUCAACUGAAUUUGCACCGAACAUACGGCAGCCUCGACAUAGCAUCCCCAUCACUACCUACCUGGAGUAAAAUAACAUGAAUUAAAUCUUCGUCUUCGAUAAAAACGUUUCACGUUGCGCGUUAACGCUUUUCUCGCUAGCUUAGCUGUACCUGCUAACCGCUAACAAAGAGUCGCGCAUAGCGUCGACCGAUCGCGAAGCAGAGCUCAAGUGCGACCGUAAAGCGUUGUGAUCGUCGUUGGAAAAUGUGUGCAGAAAGUGUGAAAGAAGAGUACGAAGAGGAACGCUGUGGAACAAAAGAGGAGAGCGAGCGUCAACGACUGGACGCCGUUUUGAAGAAGCCUCACGAUGUGUUAUGCGGAGCAGACACCAGUGAAGAAGAUCUUUAUCCAGAGAUGCAGGAGCCAGAGUUCUCCUCCGUUAAAGAGGAGGAGGAGGAUGGACCCUCCCACCUCAAAAAUGAAGAGGCGCCAGAGCCACGCCAAAUUAAAAAGGAAAAGGAGCCACAGUGUCGUCACACAAAAGAGGGGACCAAACACGUGAAAGAGGAAGAGAAGCCCGAGCCCCCUCUUAUUAAAGAGGAAGAGCUGGAGUUAGAUAUUACAGAGUUUCCAUUCACAGUUAUUGUGAAGUGUGAAGAUGAUGAUGACGACGACGACGAUGGAGAAGGUGAUCGAGAAGACUAUGGAGGAUUCCAACAAGACGGCCUCUUGGCUCCGCUGUCACACUCUCCUGACACUGACCAUGGCACUGAUGAGCACGCAGGAGGUCAUGUGACAGGUCACACCGAUAACCAACACGUGAAAUGCUCUCAAUGCGACAAAAGCUUUUUCAACAAGUCCGCGUUGAGACGACACACCAGAACGCACAAUCGAGACAAGUCUUUUGCCUGCUCCGUUUGCGGCAAAAGAUUUAGUCAUAAGGGACAUUUGAACAUCCACAUGCGGAUGCACACGAAAGAGAAACCUUUUUCCUGCUCACUUUGUGGCCUGAAAGUGACUCAUAAGAGUACCUUAACGUAUCACAUGACAAUCCACACCGGAGAGAAACCUUUUGUCUGCUCCGUCUGCAACUUAAGUUUUGGAAGGCGUUCGUAUUUGAUCAAACACACACGAACACACACUGGGGAGAAACCCUUUUCCUGCUCAGUUUGUGAGAAAAGAUUCUGUAUCAAGGCAGAUUUAAAAAAACACACACGAACACACACUGGCGAAAAACCCUUUGCCUGUACAGUUUGCGGUAAAAGUUUCUCCUUAAAGGGGAGUUUAAGAACACACACACGGACACACACUGGGGAGAAGCCAUUUGUCUGCUCAGUUUGUGGUAAAAGUUUCACUGUGAGAACGUGUUUAAUAAGGCAUACUCGGACGCACGAUGGGGAGAAACCUUUUGCCUGUUCAGUUUGUGGUAAACGAUUCCACGUGAAGACAUGUUUGACAAGGCACACGCGAACGCACACCGGAGAGAAACCUUUUGCUUGCGCGGUCUGUGGCUUAACCUUCAUUGAUCGCACGGGAUUGGUUCGACACACGAGAACGCACACUGGGGAGAAACUGUUUUCAUGCUCAGUUUGUGGUAAAAAGUUCACGCAAAGGUGCAUAUUGGAGAAACACAUGAGAAUACACACUGGUGAAAAACCAUUCAGUUGUAGCCUGUGUGAAAAGAGAUUCACUCGUAAGGAUCGCGUUAAGAGACACAAGUGUGCCGGUGAAAAUAGCAGUGGGAAAUGAAGCUUUGCAAAAAAAUUUCAAGAAACUUUCACUUUGAGCUGAGAUGGAAACGCGUACGCGUGAUCCUACGCAAAGUACGGAUCUUGAAGCAGCUCAUGUUCCAUUUCUGACUACGUUCUUGCCAUGAGUGCUGCCAGGCCUAGGAGAGAGAGUGGGAGGAGCUUAAGAGGAUGGUCACAUGAUGCUCGCGGAAGCUCCGCAUUAGGAUAAGUUUACACGUGACAAUGACUGCUUUGGAAUACUUUGGUGGUCUUGAGAUUUUAUUGUAUUUUUUUUUAAACCCGGUAUCAAUUCAUGACACCAUGUUCCUGACUGAGCAAAGCAGCCCCAUUUGGUGCAGUGUUAUCUUUGGACACUAUACAGGCAAGUUUGAUGGUAGAAUUUUGUUUAAAAUAAACAAAACAAAAAUAAGGACACUGAAGUGAGUGCAUUUGCACGAAAUGUAUUUUGACAAGCCACAACACUUGUGGGGCGAUGCUUUGUGACGAUUGUCUGCAGCACUGAGCUCUACUGGAUGUUGCUGCAGUCUAAUGAACAGUGAGAAAAUGAGGCCAAGUAUGUCCCUACCCCCGACAAGCUCCAGUGAUACGUGUCUUAAGUUUUGCCGUAUGCUCUUUUUGUUCUAUAAAGUGGCAAUUGUUUGAAGGUUUUCUGCUCUGACUACUCCGCUCACAUCUGUGCAUUUUCUCUUAGCAUGACUCUACGCACAGUGGACUUUAGGUAGAUGAAGAUAAAUGGAUUAGCGGAGGAUUUUGGUGUUUACACAUGCAAUAUUUAAUUCUGUUCUGUUUUAUAUGUGAGUUUUCCAGUAAAGCAUUUCCUCAGGUCCUGGAGGGCUGCUGUCCUGCAUGUUUUCCAAGUCUCCCUGUUGCAACACACCUGGACAAUUUAGUGUGUUCAAUCAGCCUGCCACGCAUGUUUUUGGAGCGUGGGAGGAAACCGGAGCACCCGGAGAAAACCCACGCAGGCCCAGGGAGAACAUGCGAACUCCACACAGGGAGGCCGGAGCUGGAAUUGAACCCGGUACCUCUGCACUGUGAAGUCGACGUGCUAACCACUGGACUAUCGGGCCGGCCCCUCAUAUAAAAAUGAAAAUAAAAAGAA
This is a messenger RNA of Hippocampus zosterae (dwarf seahorse), 2898 nucleotides long. RefSeq names its product zinc finger protein OZF-like. The record is from RefSeq and is a predicted model, not a curated record. Gene Ontology annotation, biological process: regulation of transcription by RNA polymerase II. The transcript has 2 exons. Gene Ontology annotation, cellular component: nucleus. Lineage: Eukaryota; Metazoa; Chordata; Actinopteri; Syngnathiformes; Syngnathidae. Gene Ontology annotation, molecular function: DNA-binding transcription factor activity, RNA polymerase II-specific; RNA polymerase II cis-regulatory region sequence-specific DNA binding. The coding region runs from base 310 to 1794 and encodes 494 amino acids.